UUCAAGCAUGAUGAAUAACCGCUCGGCUUAUGUUUUAUUUGCCUUUCUUCUUCUCCGUGUCUCAGCUUUGUUUGCUCAUCAACAGGUAUACAUAGUGUAUUUGGGAGAGCAUAGUGGGGAUAAGACAUUCCAAGAAAUCGAAAACACCCACCAUUCGUAUCUGCAUUCUAUCAAGUAUUCAAAAGAGGAAGCUGCAGCCUCCAUUAUUCACAGCUACAAGAACGCCAUUAAUGGCUUCUCCGCCUUGCUCACACCUCAACAAGCUCAUGCAAUAUCAGAAAUGGAUGGAGUGGUUUCAGUGUUUCGCAGCGAGCCGGCGAGGCUUCACACGACAAGAUCAUGGGAUUUCAUCAGCUUGCUCGAAGCUAAUUGGGAUGCUUCAAAGGCUAAUGGAGAAGAACUAUUGAAGAAAGCUGGGUAUGGCCAGAAUGUCACUGUAGCCCUAAUUGACAGCGGAAUAUGGCCAGAGUCUGAGAGUUUCAGUGACACGGAUAUGGAGCCUGUUCCAGCAUAUUGGAAAGGAACUUGCCAAAGUGGUGAUCAAUUUAAUUCCUCUCAUUGUAAUCGGAAAAUAGUAGGGGCUCGCUAUUAUGUAAAGGGGUAUGAGGCUAGCUACGGACCGCUCGACCCAAAACUGGACUUCAGAUCGCCGAGGGACAUCAACGGCCACGGAACUCACACGGCGUCGACCGUUGGUGGCCGGAGGGUUCCCAACGCCGCCGCAAUAGGCGGCAUAGGCGGGGGCACGGCGAGCGGGGGCGCCCCGCUCGUGCGCCUGGCCAUCUACAAAGUGUGCUGGCCGAUUCCAGGGAAGACCCCGGCGGAAGGGAAUGCAUGCUUCGACGACGACGUGCUGGCCGCCAUAGAUGACGCCGUCGCCGACGGCGUUCAAGUGAUUAGCGUUUCCAUUGGGAGGUUUACUAGCAUUCCCUAUGUCAGAGAUGCCAUUUCCAUUGGAGCGUUGCAUGCUGUGAAAAAGAAUAUUGUGGUAGCUUGUAGUGCUGGCAAUUCCGGCCCUACUCCGUCCACCGUCUCCAACGUUGCCCCGUGGAUCAUCACUGUCGCCGCCAGUAGCAUCGACCGCGUGUUCUCGUCGCCUGUCAAGCUUGGAAACGGCGUCGCAUUAGAGGGUCAGUCAAUCACUCCAUUUGAUGAGGCAGGGAUGUAUCCCCUCGUCUACGCAGCUGAUGUAGAAAUUCCAGGCUCCACAACAAAUCAAACCAUUGGGUUAUGCAUGAACGGCACGCUUUCACCGGAUCUUGUGAAAGGGAAAGCCGUAUUCUGCUGGACAGGAGACACUUUCGAAACUCUCGAAGUGGCCCGAGCAGGCGGCAUCGCGGCUGUGCUCAGAAACUCCGACGAAGGAAUGGGUGUAGUAGGCCGGCCUUAUAUGAUUCCAGCAACAAUUAUUCUCUCUAACGAAAUCCCCACCAUUUAUAACUACAGUGCAUCUGAUAAAGCAGCAACGGCAGCAUUGACGCCCGUCAACACUUUAUCCGGCCCCAAGCCAGCUCCCUUCAUGGUUGCCUUCACCUCCAGAGGCCCUAGCCGCAUCGAACCCAAUAUUCUCAAGCCAGAUAUUACUGCUCCGGGACUCAAUAUAGUAGCAGCAUGGAGCGAGGCAUCGUCUCCGUUAAACGUGCCGGCCGACAAGAGAGUGGUGAAGUACCAAUUCGAUUCUGGGACAUCGAUGUCGUGCCCGCAUGUUUCCGCAGUUGCCGCACUCGUCAAGGCGAUACACCCUCACUGGAGCAGUGCCGCCAUAAGAUCUGCCCUCAUCACCACUACAAAGGCGACCAACAACCAAGGCAAAAGCAUAACAGACGCGCAAGGAAAUCCUUCAAACCCAUUCGAAUUCGGAGCAGGACACAUCCAGCCGUCGAUGGCCGCUGAUCCGGGGCUCGUCUACGAUGCAAAUUACGGAGACUAUCUACUCUUCCUCUGCGGAAGCAGCGACAACCAACUCGACCCAUCUUUCCACUGCCCCGACGACAUACCUCCGGCGAGCCAUUUCAACUAUCCGUCGCUCGCGAUUGCUGAGUUGGAGGGAUGGGUGACGGUGGGGAGAACCGUUACAAACGUGGGGCCUGCGACAUCGUCGUAUUCGGUGACGAUCAAUCAGCCGGCGGGUUACACGGUGGAGAUCGCGCCAACGGCGCUGAGCUUCAAUGCGGUAGGGGAAAAGCAGACGUUCAAUAUCACUGUUAAAGCUGGGAGCGGUGCUGUUAAGAAUGUUUAUGCUUUCGGUUCAUUUGUUUGGAGUGAUGGGACUCAUCAAGUCACUAGUCCUAUUGCACUCUCCAAAACUUAUUAAUCUUCUUUAGUCUAUGAAUUGUAUCAUGCAUCUCCUUUUUACUAAGUAUCAUAUAAUAAUAAAAUAAAUUAUC
Salvia miltiorrhiza (redroot sage) is the source of this 2387-nucleotide messenger RNA. Its product is annotated as subtilisin-like protease SBT5.6. The record is from RefSeq and is a predicted model, not a curated record. The transcript has 9 exons. Gene Ontology annotation, biological process: proteolysis. Lineage: Eukaryota; Viridiplantae; Streptophyta; Magnoliopsida; Lamiales; Lamiaceae. The coding region runs from base 8 to 2314 and encodes 768 amino acids. Gene Ontology annotation, molecular function: serine-type endopeptidase activity.